UGUUGAUGAGAAAACCCCGUAUCUAGCUCUGGGGGCUGUGAAGAAUAUCUCCCUAAAUAUCUCCAUCUCUAACCUUGGGGAUGAUGCCUAUGAUGCCAACGUGUCAUUCAACGUUUCUCGGGAGCUCUUCUUCAUCAACAUGUGGCAGAAGGAGGAAAUGGGCAUUUCCUGUGAACUGCUAGAAUUGGACUUCCUCAAAUGCAGUGUGGGAUUUCCUUUCAUGAGGUCAAAGUCAAAGUAUGAAUUCAGCGUGAUCUUUGAUACAAGCCACCUGUCUGGGGAAGAGGAAGUUCUUAGCUUCAUCGUUACUGCUCAGAGCGGCAACGUGGAGCGCUCAGAGUCCCUUCACAACAACGUCCUCACACUGACGGUGCCACUGAUGCACGAGGUGGACACGUCCAUCACAGGAAUCAUGUCUCCAACCUCCUUUGUGUAUGGCGAGUCUGUGGACGCAUCCAACUUCAUUCAGCUGGAUGACCUGGAGUGUCAUUUCCAACCUCUCAACGUCACCCUUCAGGUCUAUAACACUGGGCCAAGCACCCUUCCUGGAUCAUCUGUCAGCAUCUCCUUCCCCAAUCGACUGUCACCUGGUGGAGCAGAGAUGUUUCACGUGCAGGAGAUGGUGGUGGGCCAAGAGAAGGGAAACUGUUCUUUCCAGAAAAACCCAACCCCCUGCAUCAUCCCUCAAGAACAAGAAAAUAUCUUCCAUACAAUAUUUGCAUUUUUCACAAAGUCGGGAAGGAAAGUCUUGGACUGUGAAAAAACAGGAAUUUCUUGCCUAACAAUGCACUGUAACCUUAGUGCACUCGCUAAAGAAGAAAGUCGUACUAUAGACAUUUAUAUGCUGCUGAACACAGAAAUACUGAAGAAGGACAGUUCAUCUGUCAUCCAGUUCAUGACCCACGCCAAGGUGAAGGUGGACCCUUCCCUGAGAGUGGUGGAGGUUGCCAGUGGGAACCCGGAGGAGAUGACGGUGGUCUUUGAGGCGUUGCACAAUCUGGAGCCACGAGGCUAUGUCGUGGGCUGGAUCAUUGCCAUCAGCUUGCUGGUGGGAAUCCUCAUCUUCCUGCUGCUGGCCGUGCUGCUCUGGAAGAUGGGCUUCUUUCGCAGAAGGUACAAAGAAAUUAUUGAAGCGGAGAAGAACCGGAAAGAGAAUGAAGACAGUUGGGACUGGGUCCAGAAAAACCAGUGACCCGCUACCCCACCCCGCGACGUGGCCCAGUCGUUCGCCUGUCGUCCCGAUCUUCGUAUCUUCCAUAUUUGGAAGAAAGAAUCUUCUCCAGAUUUUUCGGAGGCCCCACGAUGCUGUUCUUGUCCUCAUUCUCUCAAGCCCAGGUGGCACCCUGCGGCAGCCACUUUGGCCAGGUCGCCUGACUGGAACCACCACCACCUCCUUUUCCAGUUGAACUGCGAACUUUGGAAAGCUGGCUACAGAGCUGGGGGAUAUUUAUGGAUGCAACAAGUGUGGUCAACCCUCAGGGGAAAACUGUUAACCUAAAAGUAUUUUUAUAAAUACAAGCCUUUUAUACUGAUUAUGUCUUUAUAUUUGUAUCGAUGUUUUAUUAUUUCUAUUAAAUGAUUAUAUAGUUCACUCAAGCACUGAUAUCUGGCCUGAAAUCUUGGAAAUACAUGUACAUUCAUACAAAUGUUAAAGGAAAAAGAUCUUAUUGUACUUUGGAAUGGAACUUGCUGUUAAAAAAAAGGACUUGCAGAUGAAAUCAUCUGAAGAAACCUCGUGUGAUGAAUCCAUCAAGAAGGUGGUGCUAUAUAUCAACUACAGUUGGGGUUGACCGCGAAGACGUUUCACGUCUUUGUUGCCUGGAGUCAAGUGUGAAGUAAUGCGCUAAAGAACCAAGAGUGUUUUUUCAUCUGUACCUUUCAUUGGAAGAGUCCCAACAGGAAUUUGGAUGGAAAAACCUGAUUCCUGAGGCCUGUUCUCCAUCACCUUAUAGAGCAGGCAUUUCACCCUCCUUUCACUUGGAUUAAGACAUGAAAGAUUGGAGCAAUGCCAGUUGGUUAUCUGGUAAACCUCAGAAUGGCAUCUCAUCCUGGACAAAGUGCAUCAGAGUCCACAUGCCACCAGGACUAAAUCAGUGGCCGUCAAGCAGAGACUUGUGUCUGAAUGCUGUGAUGUGUUGCCUUUUCAUGGAAAUUUGAGUCAGAGGUCUCCAUCGUCCCCAGCACGCUUGCUGUCCCAGCUAAUGGUAAUUGCAGAAUCCUUCCCGGAGGUGACCAUUCAACCUGUCUUUCUUUAAAAAUUGUAUCUUAGGUGGGAUUCUUGAGAAGUGGACCCUGAGACAAGGAUUUUCACACGGUAACUUAGGAAGGAAGUUUCCCCAGGGCACGCCAGUAAAGACAUGAGGGAAGCAGGACAGGAGAGGGGAGGAAGCCACGUAAGGAGGUCAUUUCAGGGCAUAUCCUGUGCAGGGGGGCUUCAGCCUAACCCUGCAGCAGGGGCUCUGGAGGUAACUUAUGCCUCAGAGUUGUACCAGCCCGCAGCAAGGGAGCUGAGCUUUCAGAGUCUUGCACCCAGGGGAGAUGUAAACAUUUUUUCACUUCAUGCUGACAAAAGAGCCCCCAUAGCUCAGGAACAGUCCUCAAAAAGAGAGCCGCACCCCACCCUGGGAGGCACACAGAAAUGAUGUAGGGCUGUGGGCAUAGCACUGAUGUCAUCACCUGUCCCCUGCAGGUCUGAAGGCCGAGUUACGGCCUUCACUGUGCAAGCUCUCUGUCUGACAGUGUUUAUUACCAGAGGCACAGUGCUGUCCAGGUUUGAGUGUGGUGUGAGUCUCUGAAAGGGCAAGGAGAGGGUGGAGGUAGCAUCUUGAGCACUGCACCUGGCCUGUGGUGAACACUCAGUAACGGUGAGCAGCCCUGGCUGCUGUUGCCACUGCUGGAAAACCAGCUGGUAUGAAGCAAAAGAUGUCUAAGAACAGGGCCUGACAGAGUCCUCAGUGACUUAUCACAGCCUGCUCAAGCCGCGGGUACAAACAGAUGGCAUCAGAUGCGAAUGAAACAAGAAACAAGACCAGGCAUCUCUGUCCUAGGGCCUUGUUGACUGGAGGCUAACAUGUUAGGGGCCUGUGAGUGUUGUUGAAAAGACACAGAAUUCAACUGCAGGGGAGACAGGUUUUCCUAUACACAUACUUGGCCAGUCCCUGCAAAGAUACCUAAAGUUUUGGCAAAAUGAGAGUGCUGGGCGGUUGUGAACCUGGCAUGCAGCAUGCAUGUGUUUGUUUUUUAUGCACUUGACUCUGAUACAGGAAGAUACAGAAUGCAUCAUGCUUCCCUUCCCAGUGACCAUGGGAGUAGACAGAAGCCAGAGGGCCAAAGGCAUGGACUAGGCUGGUCUUAGAAGGAAGCUAAAGAUACAGCCUCUCACUGAGGGGUGGAGGCCCUGAGGUAACAAGAGGCAGAUGCAGGCAAAGAAACCAGUUCUCACUGAGAGUUCACCUAGGACAGAUGUGUGUGGACCCCAGCUGUGCCUGAGGCACCGUGCUGAGUGCUGGUGGCUCCCCUGGGAAUACCAUCGCACACUUUGCCCCGGGGGAGACAGAUCUGCCCACAGUAGAGUACAGAGCAUGGAGUCCUUUACAAAACCGCAUUUGCAGCUCUCCUUGGACAGACUCUUGCUUGUUUCAUGGUGUCCUUUAAUAAAUCAUUUAGGACUUCCCUGGUGGUUCAGCUGGUAAAGAAUCUGCCAGCAAUGCAGGAGACCCCGGUUCAAUUCC
Molecule: messenger RNA, 3731 nt
Organism: Odocoileus virginianus texanus
Lineage: Eukaryota; Metazoa; Chordata; Mammalia; Artiodactyla; Cervidae
Source: RefSeq, a predicted model, not a curated record